AUGGCAGCCUCCACCUGCAUGACAAAUUGCACUGUGGACGGUGCCGCCCAGGCAGGGCCGGCAUACAUGAGCCUCCGCAAGGGGCCGGAGCUGGACGGUGAUCAUUUUCCUGCGGAGCGUGGGGGGCGGUCACACCCUAGAGUGGUGGAUGGGAUAUCUUGCAGGCAAAUGUACCUGAGGAGCUACACUUUCUCCAAGAAGGAAAGCGUGCCCGAGAGGACCAAGAAGUGCUUGGCGAGAGUCAAGAAGAGAGUGUUUCGCGGGAAAUUGGUGGUCCGGAGGGCUAAAGAAGUGUCUUGCUCUGCUCUCUUGGCGAUAUUUCAACGCCUUCUCUCUUGCACGGCCAAAAUCGAUGUAGCUGAUUAUCAUCUCUCCCGGAGAGACUACUGA
Molecule: messenger RNA, 390 nt
Organism: Eucalyptus grandis
Lineage: Eukaryota; Viridiplantae; Streptophyta; Magnoliopsida; Myrtales; Myrtaceae
Exons: 1
Coding region: 1-390 (129 amino acids)
Source: RefSeq, a predicted model, not a curated record